AUGAUUGUCGUCAACCCUGGAGUUGUGGCUCUCCCGCUCGACGAGGACAACACCACAGAGCCUGCGUGGUUGCUGCUGUACGACUCUUUCGGGAUGCAUGCUGUGGGGGGCAAUGCUUUCAAGAACAUGACCAAAGACAUCUUGCUUGGCAUGGCCUUCGAGAAGGAGCAUGGCAACCGCACGAUAGAAGAGAUGAAGGCGAGGCUUGGGCGCUUCAAGCCACACGUCAUGGAGGCGUGGCAAAUGCCUCUGCAGCAGAAUGAAUAUGACUGCGGCAUCUUCGUAUGCCAGUACAUUCAAGCGCUAGUGGAGGCAUGCUUCGAAGGUGCUGAGCAUGGGGUGCGGUUCAGCAUGAGCCCACUGGCAUACCGGCGUGUCAUACGGGAGGAUGUGUGCGCCCUGGCAGAAGGACGGCUGAUCGGCGAGCUCACGGCAGCUGGGCAUGAGAUCCCUCCUGGCAAUGAGAUUAGGAAACCAACUGAGCUUGAGGUGAUUGGUGAUGAGGUGGAGGAUAGGGAGUGGAGAGCGGAGAUGGCAGAGCGGAUGCAUAGGCUGGAGGUUCGCAAUGAGAGUCAGGCAGUGGCUAUUGCCAAGCUCGAGAGGCAACUGCGUGAGCUGAUGCUGUCCCGUACUCCACAGCCGGGCAUUGGCGGUGUCGAUACAGGGGAAGGACAUGGUGAUGUGGGAGGGGACGCUGCAGGAGAGGGACAUGUUGAUGUGGGACAGGUAGCUACCGGGGAGGGACAUGGGGAUGCGGGAGGGGAUGCUGUAGGGGAGGGACAUGGGGAUGUGGGAGGGAACAACGCUGGCACACAUGACACCAUGAGAGGUGCACAUGGCGAGGGUCCUGUGGCUGACGUUGAGACGGGUGUAGGUGGGAAUAACAGUAAGCUUGAAAAAGAUGGAGAUGGUGAUAUGGCGGACGGUGCGAGGAGGGACAAUGAGGAAGUGGGGGUGCGUGAUGAAGGUGCCAAAGGCUUCCGCCCACAUUUGCCGACCGUCCCUCUCCAGCUCAACGAUGGUGGAGUUGAGCGUGGAGGAGAGGCGGUGCUUGGAGGGACUGACGACGCAUGGGGUUGCAAGGAUAGUGGAGGCCAAGCGAUGGGCAGAGUGGAGGAACUGGCGAGAAGUGCUCGGCAGCCUCCCUGA
This is a messenger RNA of Closterium sp. NIES-65, 1149 nucleotides long. NCBI's taxonomy places the organism in Eukaryota, Viridiplantae, Streptophyta, Zygnematophyceae, Desmidiales, Closteriaceae. The record is from the annotation of a GenBank genome assembly.